This is a messenger RNA of Echinostoma caproni, 1197 nucleotides long. NCBI's taxonomy places the organism in Eukaryota, Metazoa, Platyhelminthes, Trematoda, Plagiorchiida, Echinostomatidae. The record is from the annotation of a GenBank genome assembly.
AUGCAUUGCUUUCUUGGCCUGUUGAUUUUUUGGCAUUUAUCACUUCUAUCCCAUGCUUCGAGCGAAACAGAUGCCGCAUGGGAACACUGGAAAAACAGUUAUAAUAAAGUGUACAACAGUCCAUCUGAAGAGGCUCACCGCAGAGCAAUUUGGGAAGCAAAGGUGAAGAGUAAUCAUGAACAUAAUCUGAAAUAUGACCUCGGCUUGGUCACGUAUCUAAAAGGAUUGAAUCAGUUCAGUGAUAUUACUUCGGAUGAAUUUGUACAUACUUACUCGUCGAUCGCAAAGAAACCACGAAGAAAGAAUGUGAUAGAAUACACGCAUAAAGCGAAGCGUGAUAUUCCAGAACGGAUCGACUGGAGAGAAAAGGGAGUAGUGACAUCGGUGAAGAAUGAGGGUCCAUGUGGUGCUCAUUGGGCUUUUGCUACUACCGCCGCACUGGAGAGUCAAUACGCAAUGCAUUUCAACGAGUCUAUAAGUCUGUCGGAUCAGCAACUACUGGACUGUAGUGAGUAUUACGGCACCCUCGGAUGUUUUGGAGGCUCGCCACUAAACGCUUAUGAAUAUGUGCUCGAGUACGGGCUUCAAACAGAUGAAAUGUAUCCAUACGAAGAAAAGAAAGGUCACUGUCGCUAUAAUGAAUCCGCGUCCAUCAUUCGUGUCAAAGCAUACUAUAUUGUGGCUGACGACAACGAAACUGCACUACAGUCUUUGGUAGCCAGUUUUGGUCCUACUAUCGUAAAGGUUGAUGGGGAAUACGGAUUUCGGGAUUACACGUGCGUCUUAAAUUUGGAAAACGAUGAAACUUUGUCGAUAUACCUUACAUAUUUUUCUUUUCAUGCCAUAUUUGAAAUGUUUAUAGUGUUAACUGGUCGUGAACAUGAGAAAGAUGCUCCUGCUAACAGUGAAGAAGGUUGUGAUGUGUUUCGCGGUGCUGGUGUUACGGGCGGUAUAUAUAAGUCGGAUAACUGUUCCACCUUCGCUGUGACCAACGAUCUGCUACUCGUCGGAUAUGGCCGCGAAAACAAUACAGAUUACUGGAUUUUGAAAAAUAGUUGGGGUACCGCCUGGGGUGAAAGUGGCUACAUGCGAAUGGCACGCACGGGCAAAAAUAUGUGUGGUAUCGCAACCGAAGCUAGUGUACCCCGCAUUGAGCAAUAUGAUCCACCCGAACAGGAGACCAACGAGAACAACUAA